UGCUCUUUCUCCUCCGCCCCCUCCUUCUCCGCGUCCUUGGUGUAGAAGAACGGGAGGCUGCUCCCUCAUUGCCAUUGUUCUUCUUCUCUCAGGAACAUCGACUCAGAGCAGCGGCGGGCGCGACGCGGCUGCUGCUCGGGUCGGACCGAACGGCGGCGUUCUGACGUCAUGACGGGCUCCGGGUCGAAGCUCGGGGUCGUGCUUUUGCUGGCGGUGCUGCUGCAGACCGUGGUGGUGACCAUCACCGUGCUGCACUUCAGCACGGCUCUGAACGCGAUGAAGGAGACGUUUGCCCGGAGCAGCGUUUCAUGUCUGACCGGCGCUGACCUGCAGAGCCUCACAGCAGUGCGUGGAGACCCCUGCUGGAAAGUGUCGCAGCAGCUUCACCUGCUCAUUGAGAAGUCGGUGUCUCAGCGGUACCAGAGGCAGAUUUCCUCUGCGGUCAGAGAUGAAGUGUCUCGUGUUCUGCCCUCACUUGUGAUGGAGGACAGGGCUUCACCUCGCCCCAAAGUGGCUGCACACGUCACUGGGAGCUUCCUGCCCCAAAUAGAGCGAGGAGGAGGAGGAGGGCCGGUCUCAGCUGGUCGCCGGGUCCAGGGUCAGAAGAUCUCAUGGUGGGAGGGUCAGAAAGGACUGGCGUUUCUCCAGGACGUCCAGCUGGUGGACGGAGAGCUGGUGGUGCCACAGCCCGGUCUUUACUAUGUCUACGCUCAGACGUACUUCAGACACACCCACUCCCUGGAGGAGGAGGAGGGAGGGGAGCAGCAGGACAGAGGAAGACCACUGCUGCAGUACGUCUACAAGAAGCUCAGCUCCUACCCUGUUCCCAUCCUGCUGAUGAAAACCAGUCGAACGUCCUGCUGGUCCCAGGGCUCCCAGUUCUCUCUACACUCCGCCCACCAGGGGGGGCUGUUUCCUCUCAGCGCUGGCGAUCGAUUGUUUGUCACGGUGACCAACGCCUCUGCCGUGGACAUGGACGAGAAGAGCAGCUUCUUUGGAGCUUUUCUCAUCAGCUAGACGACUGGACGCCUGGAAAAGUCAGAAACCAAAAACAUUUGAACUCUUUUUUUCUGGUGAAGCACUUGUUCAAAGAAACUAAAAUCACAAAAUCAACGGGUUUGUUGACGGAGGAGAGACAGAAGUUUGAUCUUGAGGAGGUGGAGGUUUAGAGAGAGUUGAUUUUGUUUGUGAGACGAUCACUGAUGAGGAUGGACCAGGCCACUGUCCAAUCAGAAGCUGCUGCUUCAGACUGGCUGAAGUGAUCAUGAAACCCCCCCCACUUU
This is a messenger RNA of Cynoglossus semilaevis (tongue sole), 1283 nucleotides long. It is a transcript of the gene tnfsf10, whose product is annotated as TNF superfamily member 10. NCBI's taxonomy places the organism in Eukaryota, Metazoa, Chordata, Actinopteri, Pleuronectiformes, Cynoglossidae. Gene Ontology annotation, biological process: immune response. The record is from RefSeq and is a predicted model, not a curated record. The transcript is spliced from 6 exons. Gene Ontology annotation, cellular component: membrane. Bases 169 to 1017 code for a protein of 282 amino acids. Gene Ontology annotation, molecular function: tumor necrosis factor receptor binding.